CCCACACAAGGUCGGCUUGACAUCCAAGUUCAUCACUUAAUGGCGGGAUUUUCGAAGUUGCUCUGUGAUGUCGCGCUCGAUUUACACCAACGAAAGAACUUACUUGAUGACAGUAAAAAUUCGGUAAAUUUGAUUCACACAGAUUGCGAAGCUAUCUGUGUUUCCCUGCUGAAAAUGUUGUUUAUCAUUAAUAAGUCUCGUUCGCAUAAAUCCGUAGACCCUAAGAUUCUUCUUACACAUCGUUCAAAGCCUUCAAUGCACAAAGACUCUGUUGAGUGGGAAUUUCGAAUGAUUACUGGAACCACUUCUGAAUUUUAUACCGAUCUCCUAUCAUUAAGGGAAAUUUUGCUGCAACUUCCAUCAAUAUCAGCUGGCAUGUUAUACUUCUUUCGUUCAGACUCGUCCAUCAUCGACAACCUGUGCUUCUCGUUUGUUACUUUCCUAGGUGAUUUCGGUCUGUCCCCUAAGUUGUCAUUAUUCAUACGCGGUCUAGUAACUCCUCCUCAGAAGGUGGAUUUCAGCCACUACAGCGAAACUGUUAUCGUGCAUCUUUCCCAGUAUCUUAUCUCUAGAUCACCUGGAGUGGAUCGUUUCUUAUCCUUUUUAUUUUCGGAUUUGAUCUCAGAAAUUACGAUUAUAGACAAAACACAUACAACUGCUGCAGAAGUUGAUAAGUGUUUACCACACGACAUUCAAUCCAUCCGUCCAUCUCCUCUGCAUUCAGCUGACAGAUUAGUGUCACUGCUGAAUCUAUUGUUUUCAAAACUCUCUAGUUCUAUUACACUUGUGCCAAAACUAUUGAUUCAAUUUCUUGGGAGGAUUCGGCAUCAUUUUAAAAACAAUGAACAUUCACUGGAGGACUUGGACAUACGUCUGGUAAAGCUUUUCGUCGAUACUCUUAUGAUCCCAGCAAUUUUGUCGCCUAAUGAUUAUGGCAUCUUUUCCAAAGAUUAUCUAACUCCCGUUUGCCGCAAGCUGUUGAAGCAACUCGCUUUGGCAUUACGUUUAGUUGUAUCGGUGUGCAACACGAACUCAGCAGCAACCAGUCAGGUUCACUGGCUAUCUACGGACAUUCCUUCCGACCAACUGCUCAAACAGUGUAAUCUGACUCAACUGCGUGCUUUCUUCAGCGAAUUAUGCACUCUUACGGAUGAUGCCGCGUCUCGCUACGCAGGAACCAAUUCGCGCGUCACGAGCAAAUGCCCGCUUACUCUUCCACAUCAUCCAGGUUGUGAUGGAUUUCACGCGAUCACCGAGUACCUUUUUGCCGAGCCCCCAGUUAUACUCCUAAGCAUAACUGAUUUAAAUAUUCUGGACCCUGUCUACGCAUUGCUCAUACUUAUACCGUUUGACAAUUCCACUUCCGGCUUCCACACAUUCACGUUCGUUUCUCAUAAUCUUUUGAACGAAGCUCCCCCAUCUUGAGUUGGAUCAUUUCAUUUUUGCAGUUGGUUCAUAGUUUAGCUGAAACUUGACAGGGCACCACACUGUGGUACGAGGACUGUGGUGAGGGAACGCCGAUACGACCCAUUUCGAUAAUCAACGGAGGAGCUCAACUUAGGCUCC
Dicrocoelium dendriticum is the source of this 1566-nucleotide messenger RNA. NCBI's taxonomy places the organism in Eukaryota, Metazoa, Platyhelminthes, Trematoda, Plagiorchiida, Dicrocoeliidae. The record is from the annotation of a GenBank genome assembly.